This is a messenger RNA of Chiloscyllium plagiosum (whitespotted bambooshark), 2501 nucleotides long. RefSeq names its product ubiquitin-like protein 3. Lineage: Eukaryota; Metazoa; Chordata; Chondrichthyes; Orectolobiformes; Hemiscylliidae. The record is from RefSeq and is a predicted model, not a curated record. Gene Ontology annotation, molecular function: protein binding.
CGUGGCUUCCGGCCGCCAUGUUGCUGGGUGCCGGUUAUAAUCCCGAGUGAAGGUGAAGCUGUGGUCAUGGCUCAUCUGCAGUUCACCGUACAUAGAGGGUGAACGGUUUUAAACCUAAUUCUGAUUAGUUGUGUGGGAUAGGUUUUGUUAUCAGGAUGAAGUGGUGAGAGGGUGUUCUCGGGCUCGGGGGCAACAGGAAGGCCAGGCUGAGGAAGGGGCUUGUACCAGUGCGGGAUGCGAUAGGACACAGUCCCCAGGCCGACCCCCCCCCCCCCCUAUACUAGUACCUAAUGAUAAGGUGUAGUUCGAAAUUCACUGACAACGCCACUUACUGUAAAGGGAGGGGAUCGAAAUCUGGGAAUUCCCGGUGGCGGUCGGCAGGUUGUUUCCAAUGUCGAGGCAGAGCACCUGCCCACAAAUUGGCCUUUCAGAGUGAGAGACCGCAGGCAGCUGCGGCUUCUUCUGUGUCUUCCCACGGCUGGACUCUUCCAAUCCUGGAGGGCUCUCCCUGGUCUGAUUAAGGGCACUCGUCUUCUCGCCAUUCCCCCCCCCUCCAAAGAAAAAUAUCACCGAUAUUGGGUGCUAUAUUUAGCAAACGUCUCCAUGGCUUCUACAUCUGUUGAUAAGAUAAACCUGCGCCUUAUUUUAGUUAGUGGGAAGACACAAGAGUUCAUGUUUUCACCAAACGAUUCUGCUGCAGAUAUUGCCAAAUAUGUCUAUGAAAACUGGCCCAUGGACUGGGAUGAAGAACAAGUUAGUAGCCCCAGCAUUCUCCGGCUCAUUUACCAAGGAAGGUUUUUACAUGGAAAUGUUACCUUGGGGGCUCUGAAGCUUCCUCCUGGAAGGAUGACAGUGAUGCACUUAGUUGCCAGAGAGACAUUGCCAGAACCCAACUCCCAAGGUCAAAGAAAUCGGGAGAAGACUGGAGAAAGCAAUUGCUGUAUGAUUUUGUGAGGCCUGCUUGCCUUUUCAGCAUGGCUACAAAUCAAAAGAAGACCUUUUUAUAGCAUUUGUGAGCAUUAUCUUGGAAUCUUCCCACUCAAAAGAUUGCGAUGUAACUGACUGGCAAGUUGUUGCUAACCAACUUGAGAGUAUUCCUCAUCAUUGCACAGAAUUCUACUGUGGUAUUACACAAAGGAUUUGUAUCCUGCCAAGGCAGAACAGUCUGGGAAGAACUUAACAACUCCUACAGAAAGUUAAGAAGUGCUCCUGCUACAGAGAAGUGGCAAUUACACGGGAGCCAAAUCUUUCCAUUAUAAUUUUUAUUUUCUAACAAUUUAACUUUUUAAAAAUUUUUUUUCUAAAUCAUAGUUUGGAUAUUUCCAAUUUUAUUCCCUUCCAUUCUGGAAGCAUUAAUCUCUUGUUGAACACAGCUCCAUGCGUGUCACCCCUUCUCUGGUGCCUUGUCCUAGAGACUUCCUUAUGCAUAUGUCUUGACACUAUGUAUCGACACUAUGUAUCAAUGGGCUAUUUGACCACUAGACAUCACAGCUGAGCUUGAUCAUGUUAUUACUUGAUGUCUGGUCAAGCACUUUACAAACAGCAUCACUAAUGAUGAUUAAGGUAACCCUAGCUGCCAGAUUUUUUCCCCCUCCCUUGAUUCAGACAUACUGAGAUGGCUUUCGGCUGCUUUAGGUAAAACUUCUAACAAAUCUAAGUAUAAAUUAUGAUGCUAUCUCCAGCCUUUUUAAAGGGGAGGGGUGGGCAUUUUAACAUUCUGCAAUAAGUCACCUUAGUUGAGGGUAUUCUAUUUUCCCCAGUGUAAUGUUUAUCUGUGGUGAAAAUGUCCAUGAGCAGAUCUUUUUCACUUGUUUCAGCAUGUCCUUUUUGUAUUGGGUCCUUUGUUUUGAAAAAAAAACAAAGUGGAUGUGAGCACUAUAGAGUAAUAUCAAAACUUUUUAUUAAUAAUAUUCUUACCUACACAAUACAGAAGGACUUUCAACUUUGGAUUUGGUCUAUCAUGUGAAGCCACUCAAUGUUUAAUGAAGUUUUCAAAAAUAUUGCUUUUCUAGAUUGUAGUUAGCAUGUCUGAAGUUUUUUUAAAAAGAGCUACUGUUACUUCUUACAAUAGAAUGAAAUUGCUGCUACUUUCCCUGUCAAAAGAUUUGUUCUUCUAUUUUCUCUCCUGCACAAACUGUCUCAUUCAGAAGCUUGAAUGAGUUUGAACCUGCAUCGCAGCAUUCCAUAUAUUUGAUGAGCCACUCUACCUGCAGGCUCUUACUACAUAUUUCCUAUCAUGGGAUUGAAAUGAGGUUUUAUUUGGUCCAUGCAGCUGGACAGCUUAGCCUCAGUUUUGUGCAACCUGUAUCAUAUAUGCAAGUGAAAGUGAGGACUGCAGAUGCUGGAGAUCAGAGCUGAAAAUGUGUUGCUGGAAGGACCGUAAUUUCCCGCCGGAAACCAGGACCAUAAUUUCCCGCCGGAAACCAGGACCGCAAUUUCCCGCCGGAAACCAGGACCGCAAUUUCCCGCCAGACGUAGUCGACGAUGCCCUCCACCGCAUC